AUGUCCGACCAACUCAACUUUGAAGACACCAACAUCUGGCGCAUCGGCACCGACAUCGACCACAAAGUUAAAUACAACUCCGCCGCGACAGAGCCCGCCUGGAACAACACUCAAAUCGGCCCUCAGCCGGGUCUAUGGAUAUGGCGCAUUGAGGAUUUCCACGUCGUCCCCUGGCCGACGCAAUUAUAUGGUCAAUUUUAUGAUGGGGAUAGUUACAUUGUCCUACAUUCGUACAUCAUUCCCCGGGCAGGAAAUCAGCCGGAAAGGUUGGCACAUGACAUCUUCUUCUGGCUCGGCGCAAAGACCACGCAGGAUGAAGCCGGAACUGCGGCUUACAAGACUGUAGAAUUGGAUGAGUACUUGCAUGGGAUUGCUACCCAGCACCGCGAAACGCAGCUUCAUCCAUCGGAGGAAUUUUUGAGUCUUUUCCCAAGACUGUCCAUCAGAAAGGGAGGGGUGCGCUCUGGGUUCCAUCAUGUUGAGACCGAGCAACAACUGACCGGUCAUACGACAUUGCUUCGGAUCUUUACCCAACCUACUGCUGCAGCACAUGGCCACUCGGUUGUUGUUCAUGAGGUAGAGCCUACAUGGAAAAGCCUGGAUGAUGCAGAUGUCUUUGUGCUCGAAAAGGAUAAUAAGAUCUGGGUGUGGCAGGGAAAGGAUUCAAGCCCCAUGGAAAAAGCAAAGGCUGCGCAGGUAGUUAGUGAUUUGACGCUUGCGAAGCAUAUUGAUGUUGAAGUCUUGUCGCAGACGGAGGCUAGGGCUAAGAUAGUUGUUGAUCUGUUGGGUGGAGGGGAUGCUGCGCAGUCUUCGUAUCGUACUGGACGGCCGAUUCGAGGUGCUGCACCAUCUGCUGCUGCAAGACCGCCGAGAUUGCUUCGAAUUGUCUUUGAUGAGUCCGGUCGGUUUCAAUUCAAAUUGGAUAAGGAGGGUGAUUCUAUCCGAGUAUCGGACUUGGAUAGCAAUGACGUCUUCAUCUUUGACACUGGAAAGAAGAUCUGGGUCUGGGAAGGGCAGAACACCAGUCCAGAAGUGAGAGAUGCGUGGAAAUCAUGCACUGGAGCAUAUCUGCGAUAUUUGCAGCGGGAAUCGCAGGCCCCCGAUGUGAUUGCGGCGACGCCCGUUGCGAAGGUGGUUGAAGGGUUUGAAAACGCGGCAUUCUUCAAGUCAAUUUCUGUAUAUUGA
This is a messenger RNA of Talaromyces marneffei, 1185 nucleotides long. RefSeq lists its product as uncharacterized. Lineage: Eukaryota; Fungi; Ascomycota; Eurotiomycetes; Eurotiales; Trichocomaceae. The record is from RefSeq and is a predicted model, not a curated record. Bases 1 to 1185 code for a protein of 394 amino acids. The transcript has a single exon. Gene Ontology annotation, molecular function: actin filament binding.